Messenger RNA from Apis florea (little honeybee), 5023 nucleotides. RefSeq names its product bestrophin-4. Gene Ontology annotation, molecular function: chloride channel activity. The record is from RefSeq and is a predicted model, not a curated record. Lineage: Eukaryota; Metazoa; Arthropoda; Insecta; Hymenoptera; Apidae.
AAAAUGAAUUUUUAUAGUAAUGCUAUAAAAUAGAGAAAUCACUCUCUACGAGUAUUAAUGAAUCAUCAGUUGAUCGUUAUCGUUUGAUAGGUUUGACAUUCUAAAUUCACUUCUUGUGAACUUCAUUAAUUCAUGAGGACAAAAAUUGUGACACUUUGGUAUCGCUAGUCAACCGGCUUCUUAAACACGUUAUGGUAUCAUUCUUAUAAAUAGUGUAUUCAUACGAAGUGUAAAAGUAUAAUAAGUCGGAAACAUAGCUGUCGAAGAUUUGAAAGGAAGCAUUGAGGUGGUGCAGUGAAUUAUUAAUAACAAAAGUAAGGUACAAUCGCGUUAAAAAUUUAGAAACAAUAUAAUUACUUCGAAGAAACUAGUAAAAAAAAAAAAAAAGGUAAUUUUAAACGUAUUUAAUGUGCAUAUUCCGACAAAAGUGUGUCAACAAGUAAGAUAAUGUACGAAACGACAUUUUCAACGAAAAUAACAAAUUCUUAACAAAGAAAGAAAGAAGUGACUCGAACGUGAUUGCUUAAGAUUUGGAUAGUGUUGAUCAUUGAAAUAUUUUGAUUACUUACGUCGAUCAAAGGAAUGAGUUCCCGUGGGUUAAUGCCAUCCUUUUCGAGCAUCAAGAGCAGCGCGUAACAGGUAAAUCGAAUCGAAAGUGAGCCGUUUCAUUGAGUAACGCUGUUUUCGCUAUUAUGCGAUUGCCACGAAUUACGUAAUUGAACAACAGAGAACGAAAGAGGGACGAAGACGUAAAAAAAGACGUGUAUGAAAAGCGUAUUGAGAAUGACCUUCGAAAUCUUCUCGACUGUCCGUCCAUCGAGAGGGAAGAGUUCGGGGAUAAGGUCGAAAGCAAAAAUUUAAUCCUAUAUCUAGCUGUGAUUGUUCCAAAGGUAUCGAGCCGGGAAGAAUCGAAGAAAAGGAUGUGGUGCGGGAACAGAAGAUGAUCCUAGCGAGACAACGCAUUCUGGCAAGAGUAUAGAGAUCUUUUAAAGCAAUUAUAGUUGGUUAUGCCGUGUCUCUCAGCAGAGCAGGUGUAUCGUGAGAGAUGACAGUCACUUAUACCGCUGAAGUCGCUACCUGCAAAGGUCUCGGUUGCUUUCUAAAAUUACUCCUAAGAUGGCGAGCCAGCAUAUACAAGCUGGUCUGGUUGGACCUGGCCCUCUUCCUCUUCAUAUAUUAUUCGCUUUCGAGUAUCUACCGAUUGAUACUGGACGACGAGCAGAAGAAGAUCUUCGAGGCUAUAGUGACAUACUGCAACGAGUACAGCGAUCUGAUCCCUCUCUCCUUCGUGCUGGGCUUCUACGUUAGCAUCGUUAUGACCAGAUGGUGGAAUCAAUAUAUGGUGAUACCGUGGCCAGACUCGAUCGCCGUUUUCGUAUCGGCCACCAUUCACGGCAACGACGAGAGAGGUCGAUUAAUGCGGCGAACUAUCGUCAGAUACGUGUGCGUCUGCCUAACGCUGGUGCUGGCCAUGGUGUCGCCCCGUGUGAAGAAACGAUUUCCCACGUUGGAGCAUUUCGUGGAGACUGGCUUGUUGUUGGAGAACGAAUUGGUCAUAUUCCAAAGUCUGAACGCCAAGUUCCCCAAGCCUAGCAAGCAUUGGCUGCCAAUAGUAUGGGCGUCGAGUAUCGUGACGCGGGCGAGGAAGGAGGGCCGUAUUCGUGACGACUUCGCCGUGAAAACGUUGAUAGACGAGUUGAACAAGUUUCGCGGUCUCUGCGGCAGCCUCAUGCACUACGAUACAAUUAGCGUUCCUUUAGUUUAUACUCAGGUGGUAACGUUGGCUGUGUAUACGUAUUUUUUAACGAGCGUCAUGGGCCGACAAUGGGUGCAGAAUUCGUCCACGUCGACGAUCGAUCUCUACUUCCCGGUAUUCACGACGCUACAAUUCUUCUUUUACAUGGGUUGGUUGAAGGUAGCCGAGACAUUGAUUAAUCCAUUCGGCGAGGACGACGACGAUUUCGAAGUGAACUGGAUAAUCGAUAGGAAUUUACAAGUUAGCUACCUGAUCGUUGACGAGAUGCAUCACGAACAUCCAGAAUUGAUCCGUGAUCAGUACUGGGACGAAAUCUUUCCUACGGAGCUUCCAUACACAGCUGCAGCGCAAGCUUUCCGUGAAGAGCAUCCGCAACCGUCGACGGCUGGAAUUCAGUUGUCCGCGGCGCAGCAAGAACUGCAACCGUCCACAGCCAGGAUCGAUGACAUGGCAGCGGAUUUCCCGCAAAAAUUUCGUAGCGACGUGGCGGAUGAUGCCGAGUCCGGUAUACACUUUACAGCUACUGGAAAAAUGUCAAGGAGUGCUACCGAAAGUGGUAAAAUAGCAAGAAGCGCGAGCAGAGUGAGCACACGGGAUCGUACACUGAGCGGUGGCUCUACUCCGAGUAUCAUCGGGGAUUCUCUGACGAGAGUGAACAGCGUGACCAGUGUGCUGAAACGAUUAUUCAGCAAGGAUGACAGACCGGACGGUGGGACGUCGAGCGGUACUAAAACUCCUGGUAGACUCGCGACUUCUAGUUCUGCCGCUUCGUUGCAAAAUCGAAUUGUCGCGGGAGGGGGCUCGAUGAGGAUCGGAGUGAUCAAAGAGGAAGCCGACGAGCAGAUGACUUUGGUAUCGAUGAAGUCGGACAAGAAGCCUCAUGUGCAGAGCAUAUUUUCACCGGGACCACCGCCACCUAGCGCCCCCGUCGCUGUUCCCGGCAUGGAACAUUCGCGAAACGGAGAGAUAUUUUCGUGCAGCGCUCCUAUAACAGGUGGCGUGUUAGAAGGAAGUAACGGUGAAAGUACCAACGACAGACGAUACGUGCCUGAUUCAAGGCUGAACGCAACGGACCACGCAAUCGGCACGUUCGAGCAUUAUUUAUGAACCAGCAACGAGCUACGUCGGAAGUGGAAUCGGCAGUGAUCUCAUCAGUACUCGUACUUCGUCAUGUAGCAGCAUCAAUUCGGACGACGAAUUCUCAAAACUAAAAUCGGAAAGGGAGAAACAAAGGCGCGAGAAAGUGGUACGAAGACUGGCUAGAAGCACCAGUGGGCAUAAUAAUUUGAUCGGUGAACAUUCGAGAGGCUCCUUGGACGAGCAUCUUCUGUUAACAGAUAUGGCGAAUACCUCGCGUUUAUCCAUGAUGCAUGGAGAAAACGAGGAUACGGGCGUAAACGAAAAUGAUGGUGUUUAGCAGGAUCACAAUUAUCGAUGGUUUAUUAUCGAUGUUUAGUUUCAAUAACGCGAACGAAUGUUGAAAGGGGAUGAAUGCGAAGGAAAAAAUAAACGUUGUAAACGUUAUUUCUAUGAUAUUUAAACGAGAAGACUACCGAUCAAUCGAAAGAUCGAAGAAAAAAGUACUUAAGCGAAUUUUGACGCCCUCUCUUAUUUCUGUCUGAGAUUGAUUCAGAUGAUCAUAAUAGCUCUACAAGGUAUUAUGUUUAUAUACGAAUUUUUUUUUACUAGAAUGAUAUUGUAGAAAGAAAUAGAGAGAAAUGAUGAUAAGUCAAGUUUAAUCAUAAUUUGUGAUUAUAAAAAAAGAGUGAAAUUGAAUAGAAGAGUGAAAGUAUAGAAUUAAUAGAUGAAAUUUAUAAGCAUUUUCAUUGUAAAGAAAAAAAAAAAAAGAAAAAGGAGAAAUUACAACAAUGUUUACAUAUACGUAAAAUAAGCAAGAUGUGCUAAGUUGCUAUUAUGAUUUUACGUAUAUUGUAAAUCUCGUUUUCCAUUUUGCAAACAAAACUUUUCUAUCCUAUGUAAUUUCUAAAUGAUUUAUAUUUAAAAUGAUUUAUAUUAAUAUAUUUAGAAAUAUAUAGAAUGGACAAGAUGUUACAAUAUGGAUAAGAUAUUUGACUUUCAAUAAAAGAUACUCAAAUAUCGUAUUAAACAUCCAAAGAUUACGUAUAUAAGUGCAAACAUCGAAAAUUAUUGUUGCUAUAUUUAAACAAUGAAUUUAUUAUAUAUAUAUAAAUAUAUAUAUAUAUAUAUACCGGUAUACCUCUCACUUCAAACUCUACGUAUGGUAAAAUGACAAGAAUUUGUAAGAUCAUUGUCAUCAAAAUAUUGCCUUAUAUGAUAGUUUUCUACAUUUGCGUUUUUACAAAUGAAUUAUAGCUGCCUAAUGUUUAAAGAAAAAAGAAAAAAAAAGGCUUAUAGAUGAAUUCUUAUUUUAAUUGAUUAUUUAACUCUUAUUUUUUACAUAUUAAGUAGUUAUUAAUAUAAAAAAAUUGAAAAGAAUUCAAGCAAUAACAGUAUAAUAAUAAUUCAAGUUAAUUCAUUUUUUUCAAACAUUAUGAUAGAUUAUUUGCACAAGAGAUUUUCAAUGAAAUAUAUAAAAAAGUGUUCAGGAUCAAUUAAAAUCUUUGUUACAAAAUGUUGAAGUGCCUGUCUUGUGCCUAAUCUUAUUCAAUCAAAAGAUAGUAGUAUUCACUUGACGAAUUGUUUCUUGUUAAUUUAAGUUUCGAUUACUUUGAAUAAUAAUAUGUGAUCAAUGUUAUGCUCAAAAUAAAUAUUUUUACAAUACAAUAAUAUAAUGCGCUCGAGCACGCACAUUCCAGGAGACGGAGAAUAAAUUUAGAUCGAAGACAAAGUCGAUAAAACGAUCGCACGUUGAUAAAAUUAAGUUGAUAUUUUUCUUACGUUUAUAACUUGUAUUUAUAAUGUCGCACAUAUUUUCGACUAAUUACAAAUCUAUAUGUAAAGAAUAGGAGAGAGAUAAAAAUUUGAAAGAAACUUCGAAACGAGUAGCACGUCGAUAAUAAUAUAGAGGAAAAUUAGCGAAAAAUUAACAUAUGAAUUCUGUAUAUUCAUGUAUUGUGUAUAUACGCGUGUACAGAAAGAAGCUUAUGUAGCAUAUUCAACAUUCGGUACUGCCUAUAUAUAGCUUACGUUAGACAAUGCAUCUUUUAUUUUGGAAUUACAUUCCAGGACGCGAAUAAAUCCGAUGGUGCUCAUCGUUUAACAGUAUUACGAUGUACUAGAAAUAAUAUCCUCUUGGAUUGUCAUACAAAAAUUAAUAAUUUUUCUGAAUAAAUAAAAAUAUAUUAC